Paramecium tetraurelia is the source of this 608-nucleotide messenger RNA. RefSeq lists its product as uncharacterized. The record is from RefSeq and is a predicted model, not a curated record. NCBI's taxonomy places the organism in Eukaryota, Ciliophora, Oligohymenophorea, Peniculida, Parameciidae. The transcript is spliced from 3 exons.
AUGAAAAAAUCAAAUGAACAACAAUCGUAUACACUAGAAUGUGAACCUCCCCUUAAAAGGCAUCUUUAUUCCAUUGAGAAUUUCAUUAAACUGUUUUAUAUUGUUUUAGUAUCCUUUUAAUUUCACGCCUGUUAUAUUGGAAUAAUAAGCUCAGUUUUAGGGAUGAUUAGGAGAAAAUCCAUUCACACUGAUUUUACAAUGAAUAUACUGUAUUUAAUGAAUAUUAGUUUUUUUAAAUGUACCAACAAUUACAUGUAUCAUUUACCUAUUUUAAUACAUUAUAUAGUUGGUAUUUCAGAAUACAUCAAUUUACGAAGAGGAUCUAUGUAUCAAACAUGCAAGAAUUUUGUUAUAACAAUAUAAUAAACUAAAGAAUUUUUUUUAGAUUUUAGAUGCAAAUAUGAGUUUAUGCUUGUACCUUUAAGUGUAGUUAUGGUAAUUGUGAGUGAUUCUUCAUGGUGGCUAGUCAUUUUGCACUCAUUUUACGUUAUAACUAAAAUAGUAGCAAUAAAAGAUAUGUUUGAUAUUUAUAUGAGUUUCAGAAAGAAAAUUAGAUUGUGAUUAUUGUAAUAAUUCUUUAAAUAAUAAUUUACUGUGAUUAUUUAUAA